AUGCGACAAAAUAUACAGGCCUUUGAGAGGGACUACGUUGUCGUAAAACCUCGGAAAUAUACCAAGGAGCGUUUUUACGAAGGGUUUAUGGGCCUUGACCCGGCAGCAUUAAAAAAGAAAUUUUUUGACAUGUAUAGUUUUAAUUUGUUGGAAAGCUCAAAAAUUGGACUUGAAAGAAAAAUACCGGACAAUAGACCUCAAAAGUGUUUCACACUGCAGUAUCCAGUGAUCUUACCUUCAGCAAGCGUUAUAAUCAUAUUUCACAACGAAGCAUGGUCGACUUUACUCCGCACCAUUCAUAGUGUUCUCUCGAGAUCGCCGCCUGCGUUUCUGAGACAAAUCAUUUUAGUGGAUGAUUGCAGCGACAUUGAUGACGGCUUCGGGCACUUGGGAUCGAAACUAGACAAAUAUCUAGAAACCUUGCCCAAGAUCCACUUGUUGAGAUCUCCCCGACGCGAGGGGAUCGUGGCAGCUCGAAUGCGCGGGGCAAGUCUGUCCCGAGGGGAUGUGCUGGUGUUUCUUGACUCACAUUGCGAGGUGAAUAAAGGAUGGCUGGAGCCAAUGCUUGCCAGGAUAGCUGAGGAUAAGACACAUGUAGUUACACCUGACAUUGAGGUGAUUGAUUUCGAAACAUUCAAAUAUGCGGAGAGACAUGACCCAAGCAUUGGGGUAUUUAACUGGGAGAUGCUGUUUAAAUGGCGUAAAAUGGAUGCGUUUGAAAAGCUUACAGAAAUCCAAGGGCUACCUUUGAGGUCACCGACUAUGGCAGGAGGUCUGUUUGCAGUGUCUAAAACGUUCUUUUACGACUUGGGAACUUAUGAUACGAAGAUGUCAUACUGGGGAAGCGAAAACCUGGAACUUUCGUUUAGGAUAUGGAUGUGUGGUGGCACGAUAGAAAUUAUGCCUUGUUCAAAAGUUGGUCAUGUCUUUCGUGACACAAUGCCGUAUAAGACGGGGCCGGGAACAGCAGAAAGGAACAUCAAGCGUCUAGUUGAGGUUUGGCUAGACGAUUACAAAUCAUUUGUGUAUUCAAUGAAGUCGCAGCAUUUUCGGGACAUGGACGUCGGCGAUCUAACGGAGCGACACGAAUUGAGAAAAAGAUUGCAAUGCAAGAGUUUCUCUUGGUAUCUUCAGAAUGUCAUUCCUGAUUUACGUAUCCCCGAUAUGAAUCCUUUGGGAAGAGGAGAGGUGAUGAAUGAAUUUAAUGGGAUGUGCAUAGACACGAUCGGAAACAAUGCGGUUGGAGGAAAAAUGGGAUUGUAUAGUUGUCAUGGAAUGGGUGGGAAUCAGUUUUUCAUCUAUGGAAAAGGCAUGGGGUUAUGGCACAAUGAUUUUUGCAUGGGCGUUUCGAAACCUGAAACGGGAACAAAAGUCGUGUUGUUUAAAUGUCGCACUGAAGAUGUGUUGCAAAAAUGGGAACAUACCAGGAACGAGUUUAUUCGACUAUCUGGUCAUAAUCUGUGUAUGGAGCCUACUGUGGAACGCGGCAUUGUAUUACAGCCAUGUACGAAUAGCGUUGAACAAAAGUGGACAUUUUCAUCUUAUCCGUAUUACGAGAACACUCAAUCAAGACAUUGACGAUACCGAAUGAAGCUGUAGUAUAUAUAUAUAGUUAGUAAUAUUGUUUCGUUCCAUGCAUCGACUUGAUGACAUCAAGUUAAUUGCAAAGUUCUAACGUGGAUUCGUUUGAAUUAUAGACCUUUAUAAAAAGUGGAUGUUGCGACGAAGCAUGUUUCUGAUUGCUUAUAUUCGUUGAUCUGGCCUAAGUGCC
Dendronephthya gigantea is the source of this 1771-nucleotide messenger RNA. RefSeq names its product polypeptide N-acetylgalactosaminyltransferase 1-like. Gene Ontology annotation, cellular component: Golgi apparatus. Bases 1 to 1578 code for a protein of 525 amino acids. The record is from RefSeq and is a predicted model, not a curated record. NCBI's taxonomy places the organism in Eukaryota, Metazoa, Cnidaria, Anthozoa, Malacalcyonacea, Nephtheidae. The transcript has 8 exons.